Molecule: messenger RNA, 4367 nt
Organism: Hippocampus zosterae (dwarf seahorse)
Lineage: Eukaryota; Metazoa; Chordata; Actinopteri; Syngnathiformes; Syngnathidae
Gene: galnt1
Product: UDP-N-acetyl-alpha-D-galactosamine:polypeptide N-acetylgalactosaminyltransferase 1
Exons: 15
Coding region: 615-2288 (557 amino acids)
Cellular component (GO): Golgi apparatus
Source: RefSeq, a predicted model, not a curated record
GCUGGAUCCUGCGUUCGGUCCGCACAUCAUCACCAGAAGCAGCAGCAGCCAAAUCGUUUUUUCCUUCCCUCCCUCAUAAGGAACCGGCCGAGGGAGCACGUCAGCCCCCCAGGCCGCCGCGAGGGACGGACCUCAGUCAGCCGUGGACUCCUCUCUCUCCCACCCCACCCGCACAUCUCCCCUCAUGGAUGUCCCACCUCGUUACAGCUCUAGACGACGGACGCCGCCCGUGUAGAUGUGUGUGACGCCCCACGCUUUACGUUAAGCUUCUUUUUUUUCAUGCGGUAACCGGUUGGUGUUGGACAGCAGAGAGGAGGAGGAGGAGCGCGCGCCCCCAGUCGUUAGCCGGGGAAGCUAACCGAGCUAGCUAACUUUAGCCGCGACACUUGGCACCCUUGUCGGGGAGUUUUGUGGCUUGCACGCUGACCUGGGGCGGGCUUGGGAUGCCCCGUCACUUUUUUUAAAUCAAGGAGCAUGUUGGAGUGACGCGAAAAGGAGGAAGUGGGAUCUCUGACGCCCUGCCUUCUUUACUGGUGGAGCCCCUUUGCAUCUGACCGGAGGCUCCCUGGACAGGGCCAAUACCGAUUAAAAGAAGUCACGGUGACGUUACCAGGAUGCGGAGGUUCGCCUACUGCAAAGUGGUCCUGGCCACCUCUCUGGUGUGGGUGAUGCUGGACAUGUUCAUCCUGCUCUACUUCAGCGAAUGCAACAAGUGCGACGACAGGAAGGAGCGAGGACUGCCCGGUAGAGACGACCCCCUGGCGAGGCCGCGGGAUGGGCCCGGGGAGGGGGGGAAGCCUGUGGUGAUCCCAAAGGAGAACCAGGAGAAGAUGAAGGAGAUGUUUAAGAUCAACCAAUUCAACCUCAUGGCAUCUGAGAUGAUUGCGCUAAAUCGUUCAUUGCCUGACGUCCGGCUCGAAGGUUGCAAGAACAAGCUAUAUCCUGACAAUCUGCCCCGAACUAGUGUGGUAAUUGUCUUUCACAACGAGGCAUGGAGCACGCUGCUGCGGACCGUCCACUCUGUCAUCGACCGCUCUCCCCACACACUCCUGGAGGAGAUUGUUCUGGUAGAUGAUGCCAGUGAGCGAGAUUUCCUAAAGCGACCGUUGGAGCAAUAUGUCCGAAGGUUGGAGGUCCCCGUGCGGGUGGUGAGGAUGGAUCAGAGGUCUGGACUCAUUCGAGCUCGCCUCAAGGGAGCGUCCAUCUCUACGGGGCAGGUGAUAACCUUUCUGGAUGCUCACUGCGAAUGUACGACAGGCUGGCUGGAGCCGCUGCUCGCUCGCAUCAAACAAGACAAGAGAACGGUAGUGUGCCCCAUCAUCGACGUGAUCAGCGACGACACCUUCGAGUACAUGGCGGGUUCGGACAUGACGUACGGAGGCUUCAAUUGGAAGCUCAACUUCCGCUGGUACCCAGUGCCCCAGAGAGAAAUGGACCGCCGCAAAGGAGACCGCACACUUCCUGUCAGAACUCCCACCAUGGCAGGAGGCUUGUUUUCUAUCGACAGAGAUUAUUUCCAAGAGAUUGGCACUUAUGACGCGGGCAUGGACAUCUGGGGUGGAGAGAAUCUGGAAAUCUCUUUCCGAAUCUGGCAGUGCGGCGGAACCCUGGAGAUCGUCACGUGCUCGCACGUGGGUCACGUGUUCCGAAAGGCAACGCCCUACACGUUUCCUGGAGGAACGGGACAGAUCAUCAACAAAAACAACAGACGCUUGGCCGAAGUCUGGAUGGAUGAAUUUAAAAACUUCUUUUACAUCAUCUCCCCCGGUGUGACCAAAGUGGACUACGGUGACAUCACGUCUCGCACAGUUCUCAGACAGAAGCUCCAAUGUAAACCUUUCAGUUGGUACUUGGAAAACGUCUAUCCCGACUCCCAGAUUCCCCGCCACUAUUACUCCCUGGGAGAGAUCCGAAAUGUGGAGACCAACCAAUGUCUGGACAAUAUGGCCCGCAAAGAGAACGAGAAGGUUGGGAUUUUCAACUGCCAUGGCAUGGGUGGCAACCAGGUGUUCUCUUACACAGCCAAUAAGGAGAUCAGAACAGACGACUUGUGUCUGGACGUGUCGAAAUUAAAUGGACCUGUCAUGAUGCUGAAGUGUCACCAUCUCAAAGGCAACCAGCUGUGGGAGUACGACCCCGUGAAGCUGAGCCUAGUGCACGUCAACAGCAACCAGUGUUUGGACAAGGCCAGCGAGGAGGACAGUCAAGUGCCCAGCGUCAGAGACUGCACGCACUCGCGCUCGCAGCAGUGGCUGCUCCGCAACGUCACACUACCGGAAGUCUUCUGAUGGCGCGCACUCACUUCACACAUCCGCAGAGCGAAAAGGACCAUUUUUUUGUCUUUAAAAACAAAAACAAAAAAAGAAGAAACAAGCAGCAAAAAAUAGAAUGUAACUAGUGCUCCGUGUGGAUGUGAGAGUACAACACCUGGGAUGGUACGACCUCAAGGAACAGUGUCGCAUUCUCAGGAGGAAGCCCGAGGGGGGAAAGUCUCCCACCGGGGGAUGCCGGAUGUUCUCGGCAAGUGACUGAUUGAUGCUCACCUGUCACAUCAUCUUGUAACGUUUACUGACUGCCUCUUGUUAUGGAGUGUGUGCACUUAAUUUGUGUGUGUCUGUGUGUGUGUGUCUGUGUGUGUGUGUGUAACUUGUUUGUUUUGUUUUUUUAUAUUUAAUUCAGUCAUGCAUUGUGAAGAGCUCCUAUGAAGACGGUUUCCCCAUUGUGUGCCUCCUUACAGUGUGUCUCCCUCUAGUGUCUUCUCCUUGCCUUUACACCCUGCAGACUGACGUGGGCCUCAAGGACUGCUACAGACAUUUGGAGAGGCAGAGAAGAUAAAUAACGUUUGUGAUAUCACACCUUUUCUAUGUCCUGUUUUUACAUUGUUGUCUCUUGUCCCGUUUAGCAUUGAGGCUAGAAUACUGCUCACUGCCUAAUUACACACACACGCACACACACACAGUCUGACCCUCGAGUCCAUUGGGCGCUCACAUGAAAGCAGGGUUUGGCCAAACUCUUCCACAUCUUUCGCACUCAAGUCUUCAUUUGGGAUCGCAGGUGAGCUGGAGCCCAAUUAGGCAAGUUAGGAAAAUACAUCCUGCCACGAGUCUACUUCCUGUACAUCAAUUAAAGAUGUGCCAAACAGUGCACACGAUUUAAUUACAAACACCAAAAGAGCUUUCGGAACCCUGCUUUAAAGCAGCACUCCAGUGUGUGCGGCGUGGGUGACAACCUUCUUGCACCUUAGUUGGGAGCCAAAUUGACCCUUUUUGGGUUUUUACUGGGGUUUCUUGAGUUCUUGCUUCUCCUCAAAGCCUGUCAUUUAGGUUGAGGAAGACAUCUUGCACAUCGUCAGCCUCUUAAAAUAAUGGCCUAUGUUCCAUUCUGACAAAACUUUUUUUUUGUUGCCUUAAUCACCUCCCCAGGAGGCCGCAUCUGCUAAAAUCACCGACAUAUUUCGUUAAACAAAUCAUUCAAUUUUACCCCUGAUGCAUUUAUUAAUAAAGAGAAUCAUUGAUGUUUUUUGUGUUUGUUUUAUGUUUUCUGAAAAAAAAAUGACCAGCCAUUAUUUUAGGAAGGUGACGAUAUCUCGGCGUAUCAUAUUUUACCCCGCUUGUACAUCAUAUCUCAUUUAGUUCAGCACGAAUGGCCAUCAUGUUCCAUUGUGUUUUACAUAUCACUGAGAGUCUAUGUUGUCAUCAAAGAUUUUUACAAGCUGUGUUCAGAAUCUCUCCUGCCAAUUACUCUUGCAUAAUCACUAGGGAUUUGUACGUAGUUAACUGUAGGCUUCACUAAAACUGACAGUCUUGGGCUGCUUUGCUUAUUCAGGAUCUUCGGUCCGCUAAAAAUCCAGAUACGGCGACUGAGUAUGUAGGGCUUUUUUUAAGCAGAGGAUCUACGGUUCACAAAAAGUCAACAAAAGAAAAAUGAGUAGGGAAGUAACGGAAUGAUUCCAAACACAUUCACUGUUGUCUAAAUUGCAAUUUCUUUUCAUAAUGGACUAAAAAUCAACUGUGUGAUGGUCUGGGGCUUCUCUGUUCCUGCAGCACCGCUGUGCCCUAACAAGCCUACCACACUAAAAAUAUUGGGAAUUCCUCGGGAGCGGGGGAGUGCACUUCUGAGUCCACUGUAUAAAAAUAUAUUUGGAGUGAUUAGGGAGUAGGGAAUGACGAUUCCCAACAGUGACGGACGGUGUUUACACUCUUUGGAAGAAUCAUCUUUGCGACUGUGACAUGGCCAAGGGGACGUUUUGUGUUUAGACUGUACUGAAAUGUGCUGACUUACACGUGCAACUUUUUCUACAGUGAACGCUUCCAAAUAUAGGAAAUAAAAGUGAAGGCAUUUACACGGCCUGUCACGGACAACCGUCA